Prosopis cineraria is the source of this 1198-nucleotide messenger RNA. RefSeq names its product probable plastid-lipid-associated protein 4, chloroplastic. The record is from RefSeq and is a predicted model, not a curated record. Bases 42 to 788 code for a protein of 248 amino acids. The transcript is spliced from 6 exons. Lineage: Eukaryota; Viridiplantae; Streptophyta; Magnoliopsida; Fabales; Fabaceae.
UAAUUAAUUAAUAACCAAGUGUCGCCAAGAUCGCAAUAUCAAUGGCCUUAUCCUCUCCUCUGGUUCUUCCCGUUCUCAACCCCAUUCCACUCGACAAUUUGCCCCCAAAAUAUCUCCAUUUCCAUUCAGAACCUUCUCCUGCGACCCCUCGCUUCUGUGACAACGAAACCAGCCAUUAUGGCUCCAUCUCGAGGGCUUCUUCUUCAGCAUCGCAAAAAUGGAGAACAAGAGUCUCCUUCUUUCCCGCUUUCUUGAAAAAGGGCAAAGACGCUGAGGAUCUCAAGGACGAGCUUCUCGAGGCCAUUGCGCCGCUAGAUCGAGGGGCUGAUGCUACCCCUGAAGACCAGCAAAGAGUUGAUCAGAUUGCACGCAAACUUGAAGCAGUUAAUCCAACAAAGGAGCCUCUGAAAUCCAAUCUACUUGAUGGAAAAUGGGAGCUUAUAUACACUACCUCAAGGUCAAUUUUGCAAACCCAGAGGCCAAAGAUUUUGAGAUCAAGGACAAAUUAUCAAGCAAUCAAUGCAGAUAUUCUUAGGGCCCAAAAUAUGGAGUCUUGGCCAUUCUUUAACCAGGUUACAGCGGAUUUAACACCUCUGAAUGCAAAAAAAGUGGCUGUCCAAUUUGAUACUUUCAAAAUUGCGGGCUUUAUACCUGUUAAGGCACCUGGAAGAGCCCGUGGUGAAUUAGAAAUAACAUAUUUAGAUGAAGAGCUACGGAUAUCAAGAGGUGACAAAGGAAACUUGUUCAUACUGAAAAUGGUUGAUCCAUCAUACCGGGUUCCUGCAUAAAUAUGAUGCAUUAUCAGUACUUGUGGCUCACGUUACUCUUUUCACUGGCCUCAAAACUGAAUCAUUGCUUCCUGAGGAAAAGAUUUAUGUUCAAACCUCAUAGGCCACAUGGUUUAGUGUAAGUAUGACAUUCUGUUUUUGUUCUUUUCCGUUGAAGAUAUUAAAUAAACCAGUUGAAAGUGGGGAGUUAAUCAGCUGUGUCUCUGCUGUGGUUUUCUUCCCUGGAGACUUCGGCUUUAGAGCAAUGUAUGUACUUUGGCCCAGAGACAAUGGUUAUAUUGACAUGAUUUUUGUGUAUAUAUAUGUAAUAAUAAAAAAAAUGAGUCUGAAAGUGUAAUGCUAUCGUGCAAGGACUUUGUAACUUCAGUCCCUAUUAUCAAUAGUAGAUGUGACAGUAUAAUUCACAGUUC